Messenger RNA from Entrophospora sp. SA101, 1368 nucleotides. NCBI's taxonomy places the organism in Eukaryota, Fungi, Glomeromycota, Glomeromycetes, Entrophosporales, Entrophosporaceae. The record is from the annotation of a GenBank genome assembly.
AUGGACAUAAUUGGUAUAUCUGAAACCAAACUCAACCGUAACAACUCUAAACAUUGUAUGAGAAAAUGUAAUACAUUUCAAUCUUUUUGGAGCUCACACCCUGACCAGCCUAACUCAGCUGGUGUAGGUCUUCUUAUUUCAAAAUCAUUAGCUAGACAUAUAGUAAAAAUUGAAAAAUAUCAAGGACGCAUAAUAUAUGCUGACUUAUAUUUUAAAGGAAAGAAAAAAUUACGAAUUAUUCAGGUUUAUAUCAAUUCUAAUACCAACAAAAAACAAGAAAGAAUUACAACUUCAAAACAAGUAAUUAAAUAUUGUCAAGAGGCAUUAAACAAAAAUUUUUUUACAAUUGUAAUGGGUGACUUCAAUGCAGACCCUGAAAUUUUUCAUAAUUUGCAGAUUAAUAAUCAUACUAUACCUUACACAUAUAAUCUGAUUUCAACAUUACAAACUUUAAAUUUUAUAGACAGUCUUAAAAUCACAAAUCCAAACUCACCUCAAUACACAUGGUCUAAUAAUAACUCAAAAUCACGUAUAGAUCAAAUUUGGAUUUUGCAUAAUUUUGCUCAUGAUCUUGCUCGCACAAAAACUGUUGAUUAUACAUCAAUUUUUUCAACAGACCAUAAAUUAAUAUGGUGUGAUUUAAUAACUUCUAAUUUCUACAAACAUCGUUCCGAUAAUAAUGAACAAAGACAUUGGGAUUAUAACCAGUGUAUAAAUAAUUUUCAACCUACAUGUUCUUGGUUAAAUAGAUCAUGGACCAUACUACAGCAAAUAAUUAUCCAAACUGCUGACAAAGAAAUACCAUUUGAUAAAAUUAGCAGGAAAGAUAGUAAUAAAAGAUCCAAAGAUACUUUGAUAUUACAUAAAUCCCUUAAAUCAUUUGGUCGUUUACUUCAACAAUUUCUUCAAAUCAAAAAUCUUGUAAAUAUAAAUCAGUGCAAUACCAUGUGGAAUGAUAUAAAAAAGAACAUUACCAAGAUUACUCAAAACCUUGAAAUACCUUUAGAAAACCUACCUGAUACUUUAUAUGAUAAUGUAUAUGAACAAACAUAUAAAUAUUUAAUAUCUAUCUUCAACACCAUUAAAUCACAGAAGAAAAUAGAAGACAAGAUUGAAAUUGAAAAGCAAAUUAAAUUUUUCACGAAAAAAAGAUGUGAACAUUAUACAUCAAAUCAAAAAGUCAUGAUUAACAGUAUUUUAGAACGUGAAAAACAAUCUAUUAGAAUUAAUCGUUGCGUAAUUAACAAAGAUGGUGAAGAUGAAAUUCUCCUCUUACCUGAUGAUGUUAAAAAAGCAACUAAAAAUCAUUUUAGCAGUAUUUCAAAUAAUAAUCAUACUACACCUAAUACAUUACCAUCUCCAUGUUGA